This is a messenger RNA of Talaromyces stipitatus ATCC 10500, 1065 nucleotides long. RefSeq names its product oxidoreductase family, NAD-binding Rossmann fold protein. Gene Ontology annotation, biological process: NADPH regeneration. The record is from RefSeq and is a predicted model, not a curated record. Gene Ontology annotation, cellular component: cytoplasm. The transcript is spliced from 5 exons. Lineage: Eukaryota; Fungi; Ascomycota; Eurotiomycetes; Eurotiales; Trichocomaceae. Gene Ontology annotation, molecular function: oxidoreductase activity; nucleotide binding. The coding region runs from base 1 to 1065 and encodes 354 amino acids.
AUGGCCAUCGGAGUAGCUCUCAUUGGAGGUGGAAUCUGGGCAAAGGAGGAGCAUCUACCUGCAAUCCUCGCUUCGAAAGACUUGGAACUGAAAGCUAUUUACUCGCGAUCACUCAAAUCUGCAAAUGAUGUCGCAGGGGAAGUCAAAGAUACCCAGAAAAUUGAUCUAUAUUCGGAAGACUCAUCGCAGACUUUUGGGGAUAUUCUCAAGCGUGAUGAUAUCCAGGCUGUCGUUAUCAGUCUCCCAAUCGCCAACCAAGGCACCUUCAUCAAAAGAGCACUCCUCGCAAAAAAACAUGUCUUAUCGGAGAAACCGGUGUCAGAAAAUGUACAAGACGGUGUGGUGUUAAUAUCAUGGUACAAUGGUGUCAAGGAAGAAUUUGACAAUGUAACUUGGAGUGUGGCUGAGAAUUUUAGAUAUCUCGAGAGUUUCAAAUAUGCAAGGCAACAGAUUGAGGAAUUGGGGAAGAUUAUAGGGUUUCGAGUGCGGGUUUAUGCUAACAUCACGGAAGAUUUCAAAUUCUAUCAUACAUCCUGGAGGAAGGAACCCACGCAUCAAGGAGGUUACAUACUUGAUGGUGGCGUUCAUUUCACUGCCGGCCUUCGUCUUUUGCUUGGUUCGGAUGUAUUUGUCGAGCGAGUAGCAGCUUUUACAACCUCACUAAAGGAGCAUCUUCCACCUGUUGAUACAGUGGAUGCCAUUCUAAAAACGAACACGGGUAUUCAAGGCACUUUCCAAUCGUCGGUAGCGACAACCUUGACAGGACCUGAAUGGACUAUUGCUUGUGAGAACGGUAGUGUUACUGUUUCAAGUUCAACUGUCACCGUUCUAUCUGUCGACGGUGAAGAAGUAGUUAAGGAAAUCCCAAAUGAACGGUCGGGAGUACCACCGGAGGUUCGAGCUUGGGGAGAGGCUCUAGCUGCCGGACGACAGAAUCCAGAACAGACUCCUGAAGAAGGUCUGGCAGAUCUCGAACUGAUUGAGUUGAUGCUUCGUAGUGGUAACCAUGAUGGAGAACCACAGAAAUGUAAAUAUCAAUCCAGCACAGCAGAAGUUUCGAAGUAA